AAGGGGGAAAAUAGAGAAGAAUCGCUGCGCCCGUCUUUCCUAGGCCUCGGCCUAGAGUGGCGAGUAAUCGAAAGGGGAGCGUAAGGAAAACGUUUGCAAGCGGAGGGACUUCUUUUUCUCUUGCGCAUGCGCAAUUGGAAAGGCGGAGGCAUCUGAGGAGAAAGCGUGCAAGAGUGACGUCACGGCGCGCGCGCGCGAGACUGAGAGGAUCCUUGCGCGAGGCAGGUAGAGCCGCCAUUUUGUGUCGCUCUGAGGGAAGGCGCGUCCGAGGCGGAUCCCUCCCAGUCGACUGGGCCCGGCGCCUGCCUCCCUCCUUCGCUUUGUCAGGCCCCGUCCUUGCUUCCCCUCUCUCCCUCUUUCUUUCCUUCCUUUCUUUCUUUCCCUCGCUCGCUCCCUCCCUUUCUCUCCCCGCUCCGGGCCCUUCUUGCCGGCCUUCCCUUUCUCCACGAGCCUCGGCCCCCGCCAACCGCAGCCAUUGCCGACCUCGCCAUGUCAGGCGGCGGCGUGAUCCGCGGCCCGGCCGGGAACAACGACUGCCGCAUCUACGUGGGCAACCUGCCGCCGGACAUCCGCACCAAGGACAUCGAGGACGUCUUCUAUAAGUACGGCGCCAUCCGGGACAUCGACCUCAAGAACCGCCGCGGGGGGCCGCCCUUCGCCUUCGUCGAGUUCGAGGACCCCAGGGAUGCAGAGGACGCUGUGUAUGGACGGGAUGGAUAUGAUUAUGAUGGAUACCGCCUCCGAGUGGAGUUCCCUCGCAGUGGCCGAGGCACAGGAAGGGGAGGAGGAGGUGGUGGAGGAGGUGGUGCUCCAAGGGGCAGAUAUGGGCCCCCAUCUAGACGUUCAGAAUACAGAGUAAUAGUGUCUGGACUGCCUCCCAGUGGAAGCUGGCAGGAUUUAAAGGAUCACAUGCGCGAAGCAGGUGAUGUAUGUUAUGCUGAUGUUUUCCGAGAUGGAACUGGUGUCGUGGAGUUUGUACGGAAGGAAGAUAUGACCUACGCAGUGCGAAAACUGGAUAACACUAAGUUUAGAUCUCAUGAGGGAGAAACUGCCUACAUCCGUGUUAAAGUUGAUGGCCCGAGAAGUCCAAGUUAUGGAAGAUCUCGUUCUCGCAGCCGUAGUCGUAGCAGAAGCCGUAGCCGAAGCAACAGCAGAAGUCGCAGUUAUUCCCCGAGACGAAGCAGAGGAUCUCCACGCUACUCUCCCCGUCACAGCAGAUCACGCUCUCACAUAUCUGAAGAGAUGGAUUAAGGAUGCUUUGGAUUAAAGGAUUGUGGAUCACAUGUCAAAUCAUUUUAGGAUUGUCAAAAGGAGGAUUGAGGAGGAUCAGAUCAUUAAUGGAGGCAAUGGUAUGACUCCAAGUGCUAUUGUCAACAGAUUAAAUUGGCAGUAUUGACCUUAUACUCUAAGAGACUAACUGGAUACACACAUCUGUCCUAGACCUGAUUUGAUUUAGUUAUAGUCUUUUUAAAAUCACCAUGAUAGCAAUUGUGGCUAAAAGUACCCAUGUGACUUUCAGUCCUGGGGGUGGGGAAAUAUGGCGUGAUUGCAGUGUAUCAGUUUACCUGUUAAGACACAGGUGGUUCCUUGCCUGUGUGUAUAAUCUCAAUACUGCUAAAAUCUGCAUGUCCUCUGUGUGACUGAUAUAGCAUUGCUGUUUCACCUUAAGAGUAACAGAAUGAGACCAAUGUUAAGAAGGGUGGGGUGGGGGAUGCCUUGGGGGAGUGUUUCUUAAGUCCACCCUCUUCCCCUUCAAGAUAAAUCAGAAUUGACUUGCUGAUAACUUCAGUUAGCUUUGUUACCUUCCUUACUAAGUACAAUGAGCUUUUAGUUUAGACAUGUCAUAGGCAGAUAGCUUUAGCAAUAAGUUUUGACCACUUUGUAAAAUGUUUUUGCCACCUUCAAAAUCUGCAACGUGUACCAUAUUUUGGCAUUAUGAAUCCCCCAGUGUAAAUACUAGAAUGUUUCCUUCAAAUGGUUUAACAUUGCUAAAAAUCUAAGCUUUGCAAUUCAAAAAGCUUGUCUUGGGGAACUGAUAGUUAUCGAUGCACGUCGUGAUGAAUAUUCCGCGGCAGACAUAACUCAUCAUUCCCCAGAAUCCUAUUUUCCAUUACGGUAUCUAACUUUCUGCCUCCUCUUUUUUGGUUUUGCUGGUUAUAAAGGUUUGGAUUGGAGAGGGCUCACUGGAUCCCAAUCCUUGGAGCUGGAUCAUUGGAUUCAAAUCAUAAUGUGGAUAGGAUAGGGAGGAUCAAUGGCAAGGAUUCAUGGAGCGGGAUCAGAUUACCAGGACAUAGGAGUGGAUUCCUGCCCCAACCAAACCGCACUCGUGUGGAUUUUUAUUCAACUCAAUUGGCUAUUCCAAAGCUUUUUUUCCUAUUUUUGUCGAUUGGAGCCCUUAAAGAUGCACGAUGGAGUUUUCAUUUUUUGAUAAAAGGAGCAAAGCAAGGACCUGGAGAGGUACGCUGGAGCAUUCUCCUUGGAAGGAUUCAGCACGAGUAGAUGGUAAAUGUUAAAGGGGAAAAGGGGGGUUUGUUUACAAACGUUAUACCAAUAA
Messenger RNA from Anolis sagrei ordinatus, 2554 nucleotides. RefSeq names its product serine and arginine rich splicing factor 1 (gene SRSF1). The record is from RefSeq and is a predicted model, not a curated record. Lineage: Eukaryota; Metazoa; Chordata; Lepidosauria; Squamata; Anolidae. Gene Ontology annotation, molecular function: mRNA binding. Gene Ontology annotation, cellular component: cytoplasm; nucleus.